UCCCGCCUUGAACCUAUCCUUCAGUUGUCUGGGCCACCCCACUGACAGAAAGGACUCACUGAAGGCCUGGACGCUUCCCGCUUUACUCAAUGUGCAACUGAUCUCUGGGGGCUUCUCUAGACCGUGCUUCACUUCCGACAUUUAUCCAAACGCUCCAGUGCUUACGAAAAGCAAACGUCCACUCUUCUCGACAGCCUAGUUCGUGAAGCCGGUCGACACUACAACUCCUAGCAUGCCGGGCAAGCCGACCCCCUCCUGCCGUUGGCGCACUGCCCGCCGGGAACUGUAGUCCCGCUUGGCUGCGGUCUCCCUCCUCCCGCUGCAGCCGGGAUCCUCUCCAUUGUUCCCGCUGGUCUUUGGGGACACGCCUGCGCAGUGGGCAGCAGGAAAGGCGUGCGGGGGAGACCCUCCGCACAACCCCCUUUCAUUGUCUGGGUCUAGCGCCUGCGCAGUACGAGAUCGUUGGGCCCGGGCUGGAGGAGGGGACCAGGCCCCGGCACCUCGCCCUUUGCCGAGGCGCCUGCGCAGUCAGCCGCCGCUCUUUGCCGUUACCGCUAUGUGUGGGGCGUGUGUGGAAUAACGUUAUUGCCCAGCGGCGCUGAGGGGCCGGCAGCUCGACUGCGGCGGCCACGGGGUGGAGGGGAGGACGGCGUGCCAGAGACUCCCGGGACGCGGCGCGCCCCGCCUCCCCCGUCCUGUCCCUCUCUUCACCGUGAGGGGAUGACGUAGCUUUGCCAGAGACUUAAAAGCUAAGCAGAAAAUGAGCUUAACAUCCUGGUUUUUGGUGAGCAGUGGAGGCACUCGCCACAGACUGCCCCGGGAGAUGAUUUUUGUUGGAAGAGAUGACUGUGAGCUCAUGUUACAGUCUCGUAGUGUGGAUAAGCAACAUGCUGUAAUCAAUUAUGAUGCUUCUACAGAUGAACACUUGGUGAAAGAUUUGGGCAGCCUUAAUGGGACUUUUGUGAAUGAUGUAAGGAUUCCAGAACAGACUUAUAUUACUUUGAAACUUGAAGAUAAGCUGAGAUUUGGAUAUGAUACUAAUCUUUUUACUGUUGUACGAGGAGAAAUGAGGGUCCCAGAAGAAGCUCUUAAGCAUGAGAAGUUUACCAUCCAGCUUCAGUUGUCCCAAAAGUCUUCAGAAUCUGAAUUAUCAAAAUCUGCAAGUGCCAGAAGCGCAGAUUCAAAGGCAGCAGAUUCUGCUACAGAAGUGCCGCACAAAGUUACGGAAGCCCUGAAGUCUGAGGAAAAGGCCGCUGAUACUUCUGCUGUGCCUCGUGGUACUCCAUUAUAUGGGCAGCCAUCAUGGUGGGGGGAUGAUGAGGUAGAUGAAAAAAGAGCUUUCAAGUCAAAUGGAAAAACUGAAGAAAAAAAUCAUGAAACUGGAACACCAGGGUGCAGCGUAGAUGCCAAUGCCAAGCAAGUUGAGGAACAGCCUUCUGCAGCCACAAACGAAGAAGCACUUUUUCCUUUCUGUAGGGAACCAAGUUAUUUUGAAAUUCCUACAAAAGAGUUCCAGCAACUAUCACAAAUAACAGAGAGCACUAUUCAUGAGAUUCCAACAAAAGAUACGUCAAGUCCCCAUACAGCAGGUGCAGGGCAUGCUUCAUUUACCAUUGAAUUUGAUGACAGUACCCCAGGAAAGGUAACCAUUAGAGACCAUGUGACAAAAUUUGCUUCUGAUCAACGCCACAAGUCAAAGAAGUCUUCCCCUGGGACUCAAGACUUGCCGGGAAUUCAAACAGGAAUGAUGGCACCAGAAAACAAAGUAGCUGACUGGCUAGCACAAAACAACCCUCCACAAAUGGUAUGGGAAAGAACAGAAGAGGAUUCAAAAAGUAUUAAAAGUGAUGUUCCAGUAUACUUGAAAAGGUUGAAAGGAAAUAAACAUGAUGAUGGUACACAGAGCGAUUCAGAGAAUGCUGGGGCUCACAGGCGCUGUAGCAAACGAGCAACUCUUGAGGAACACUUAAGGCGCCACCAUUCUGAACAGAAAAAGUUGCAGAAGGUCCAGGCUGCUGAAAAGCAUCAAGACCAAGCUGUUACUAGCUCUGCGCAUCACAGAGGGGGGCAUGGUGUUCCACAUGGGAAAUUGUUAAAACAGAAAUCAGAGGAGCCAUCGGUGUCAAUACCCUUCCUACAAACUGCAUUAUUAAGAAGUUCAGGGAGUCUUGGGCACAGACCAAGCCAGGAGAUGGAUAAAGUGUUAAAAAAUCAAGCCACUUCUGCCACUUCUGAAAAGGAUAAUGAUGAUGACCAAAGUGACAAGGGUACUUAUACCAUUGAGUUAGAGAACCCCAACAGUGAGGAAGUGGAAGCAAGAAAAAUGAUUGACAAGGUGUUUGGGGUAGAUGACAAUCAGGAUUAUAACAGGCCUGUUAUUAAUGAGAAGCAUAAAGAUCUGAUCAAAGAAUGGGCUGUCAGUUCUGCUGCAGUCAUAAUGGAAGAGAGGAAAGCACUGACCACACCUGGAUUUCACAGCUCAGAGCUUCAGGAAGCUACAUCUUCAUCUGGAAGCAAACGUUGGGUUUCACAGUGGGCUAGCUUGGCUGCCAAUCAUACAAGGCAUGAUCAAGAUAAAAAGAUGGAAUUAUCUGCACCUGUUCCUUUUGAAAAUGAUACCGAUAUCAGUGAAUCUGGCAUUGCAGUGAGAAGUACUGGCUCUGUAGCUUCCCUGGCUACUCAGGGAGAGAGAAGGAGGCGGACCCUUCCCCAGCUUCCAAAUGAGGAGAAGUCUCUUGAGAACUCCAGAGCAAAAGUUACAGCCCAGAGGUCGGAGAUCGGAGAAAAACAAGACACAGAACUGCAGGAGAAAGAAGCACCUACACAGGCCCUCCACAAAGAUAAACAGGAUACUGACAGAACCCUUAAUAAAAUGAGCAGGGCUGUGAAUGGUGAGACCCUUAAAACUGGUGGAGAUCAUAAAACCCUACAUCACUUAGGACACCCUGCUCCAGGAAAGGAGAAAAAUGAAACUGAUAAGGAAACUUCCUUGGUGAAGCAGACAUUAGCAAAAAUUCAACAACAAGAACAAAAGGAACAGGCCCAGUGGCCACCUGCUAAACUGUCAUCAAAAACUCUUUCAAGCCAGAUAGAUCAAUGUAAGGAAGAAUCUUUGAAACAAGAUUCACAACCUCAAGAAAAAAUUACAGGACCUUCUACAAGCAAAGGAGAAAGGGUGACACAAAAUGAGAUUAAACCAAGAAAAGCUGAGGAAAGUUUGAAAAGUCAGACUUCAAAGGGAGGAGAUAAGAAGGAAUCCUCCAAGUCCUUAGUGCGACAGGGGAGCUUCACUAUAGAAAAGCCUACACCAAACAUACCCAUAGAACUUAUUCCCCAUAUAAACAAACAGACCUCAACUCCCCCUUCGUUAGCCUUAACCUCUAUAAAUCGGAUACGAGAAAGAAGUGACUCUUUGGAUACUGAUUCUAGUAUGGAUACAACCCUUAUUCUAAAAGACACUGAAGCAGUAAUGGCUUUUCUUGAAGCUAAGCUGCGUGAAGAUAAUAAAACUGAUGAAGGCCCAGAUACACCCAGUUACAAUAGAGACAAUUCUAUUUCACCAGAAUCUGAUGUGGAUACAGCUAGUACAAUCAGCCUGGUGACUGGGGAGACUGAAAGAAAGUCAACCCAAAAACGAAAGAGUUUCACUAGUCUCUAUAAAGAUAGGUGUUCCACAAGUUCUCCUUCCAAAGAUGCUACAAAAUCAUCAUCUUCAGGUGCUAGGGAGAAGAUGGAAAAGAAAACAAAAAGUCGAUCCACGGACGUCAGUUCAAGAGCAGAUGGUCGUAAAUUUGUACAGUCCAGCGGAAGGAUCCGGCAGCCUUCAGUGGAUUUAACAGAUGAUGAUCAGACCUCUAGUGUACCUCAUUCUGCCAUCUCUGAUAUUAUGUCAUCUGAUCAGGAAACUUACUCUUGCAAAUCUCACGGGAGGACUCCACUUACCUCAACUGAUGAGCAUGGACAUUCCAAACUGGAAGGCAGUAAAGUAACAAAAUCCAAGAUUUCUCCUGUAGCACCUGGUUCAUCCAGUAAAUCGACCACUCUUCCAAGGCCGCGACCUACCAGGACAUCCCUCUUGCGCAGAGCCCGCCUGGGUGAAGCUUCUGACAGUGAACUUGCAGAUGCUGACAAAGCAUCUGUCGCUUCUGAAGUGUCCACAACAAGUUCUACAUCCAAACCUCCCACAGGAAGGCGAACUGUCUCUCGGAUUGAUUUAUUAGCUCAGCCUCGUAGAACAAGGCUUGGCUCGUUGUCAGCUCGUAGUGACUCUGAAGCCACGAUAUCUAGAAGUAGUGCCUCUUCACGUACCGCAGAAGCCAUCCUUAGGAGUGGAGCCAGAUUAGUACCGUCAGAUAAAUUUUCUCCUAGAAUUAGAGCUAACAGUAUCUCUCGACUCUCAGACUCCAAGGUCAAAAGUAUAACCUCAACUCAUGGCUCUCCUUCAGUAAAUUCAAGAUGGAGGCGCUUUCCUACUGAUUAUGCUUCCACCUCAGAAGAUGAAUUUGGAUCAAACCGUAAUUCCCCUAAACAUACUCGUCUACGUACUUCUCCAGCCCUGAAAACCACUCGCUUGCAGAGCGCCGGAUCAGCAAUGCCUACUAGUUCUUCAUUCAAACACCGGAUUAAACAGCAGGAAGACUACAUCCGAGACUGGACUGCUCAUCGAGAAGAAAUAGCCAGGAUCAGCCAAGAUCUUGCUCUCAUUGCUCGGGAGAUCAACGAUGUAGCAGGAGAGAUAGAUUCAGUGACCUCCUCAGGCACUGCCCCUAGUACCACAGUAAGCACUGCUGCCACCACCCCUGGCUCUGCCAUAGACACUAGAGAAGAGUUGGUUGACCGUGUGUUUGAUGAAAGCCUCAACUUCCGAAAGAUCCCUCCAGUAGUUAACUCUAAAACACCAGAAGGAAACAACGGCCGGUCUGUGGCUCAGCCUGCAGAGCCCCCUGAUCACUUAACAAUUACAAGACGGAGAACCUGGAGCCGAGAUGAAGUCAUGGGAGACAAUCUGUUGCUGUCGUCUGUCUUUCAGUUCUCUAGGAAAAUAAGACAAUCGAUAGAUCAAACAGCCGGAAAGAUCAGAAUAUUAUUUAAGGACAAAGAUCGGAAUUGGGAUGAAAUAGAAAGCAAGUUAAGAGCUGAAAGUGAAGUCCCUAUUGUGAAAACCUCAAGCAUGGAAAUUUCUUCAAUUUUACAGGAGCUGAAAAGAGUUGAAAAGCAGCUACAAGCAAUCAAUGCUAUGAUUGACCCGGAUGGAACUUUGGAGGCUCUGAAUAACAUGGGAUUUCCCAAUGCCAUCUUGCCAUCUCCACCAAAACAGAAAACCAGUCCUGUGAACAACCACAGCAGCCCCGGUCAGACACCAACACUUUGCCAACCAGAAGCUAGGGCUGUUCAUCCUGCUGCUAUGUCAGCUUCAGCAGAAUUUGAGAAUGCCGAAUCUGAGGCUGACUUCAGUAUACAUUUCAACAGGUUCAACCCUGAUGGGGAAGAGGAAGAUGUUACAGUACAGGAAUGACUUUCUCUUGAUUGUUAAAAAAAAAAAAAAAAUGACCUGUGGAUUGACUAGGAAAUUGGAAGCAGUGUAGUGUUGACUUACACAAAACAAGACAGCUUGGUGAAACUACAAUUUGUUAUCCCUGUCUUCUUAAUUUUAUUUAUUUAUUUUUUACCUAUAGCGUGAUGCCAUAUCAAUCUUUUCAAACCAUUUAAAUACCCAUUUGAUGCACACAUAGGAGAAAGCAGACUGUUCAGUUUCACCUUCUGUAGUUUUAUGAUAUUCAAAAUGGUGUUAUGUCAUUGUAUCCUUUCCCUUCAUAGACCUUUGUCUUUCUUUUAAGCCAUGCUGUGACCUACAGACAAACUAAAAACUAUCCACCAUUUCUGAACCCCCAAGUCUCCUGUGCCAAGCUGCUCCUUGAAAUGGACUUCCACUUCAUCUGUACAGAUUUGUUAAACCAUUGUAUUUGCUUCUUAAUAAUAGGAUUUAUAUUAGUACUCAUUAUCACUGGACACAGUGACAUAAUACUCGCCACAGUAAAGCAGACCUUUCACAAGAAUCAUUCUGUGUCCUAAAAUUUUCCAACAUAGCUGUGAUUUAUAUAACUCUGUUGUUUCGUAAAUUGUCUUGGGGUUUACGGAGAUUAACUAUUAUGUUUGCACUAAGAUUUACUGGGAGUGGUAGGUGGACAUAAUGAUAUAUCAAUAAGGACUAACCAUCUUCUUUGUACAUAGUCAGUUGAUAAUACUGUAUUUGUUUUAAUCCCACAGUGUUUUACUCCACUUUCCAAAAGGUGAAUUUGGCACUUUUUUUCAAAUUUUUAAUGGACAUAAGAUUUUGUCUCUCAUUUUAGGUUCAAUGAUAACUAGAAAGAUUAAACUAGACAGAUAGUUCAGGUGGAGUAUAUUUUUAAAGCUAAGAACAUGUAUAUUGGUCCUGUGUUACCAAGUUUAUAUGUGACAUUUGGAAAGAAAAAAAAAAUCCCUUGAAAUGAUCAUGAGGUUAAAAUUUUCUUCAUUAGGACACUUGGAGGACCAGUAGUCAUAAGAUUAGUUGGUAGUUUGACUCCCAAGCAAUGAAUUUCUUCUGUGUGUUUCCCUGUAGGACCCAGUAAUAAUGUCUCAGAAUAGCACAUUUCUAAGGACCCUGCAAGACAAAGGCUUUGGACCUGUGCUACUGAACAGGAAGCCUGGGAGAAGUAUCCUCUGUAAGCUCUUUUUUUCCCCCCAGUAAGUUCACUUUUGGAUAAGUCUAAAAAGAAAAUAUUUAUCUUUGUGUUUCCAGAACACUAUAAUUUGGAUGAAUCUUAAUUAAAUAUUAUUAGACCUGUAUUUUCCCCUUGACUCCAGCAGUCUAUAAAAUGAAACUGCAACUGUAAUGAAAUGAUCUUCAACCUUUCAGCAAUAAUCCUGUGCACAUGUGUUUUAAGAAACAAAGUAACUACAUGUCAAAACUUUACAGGAUUUAAGAAGCCCUGUACUGUUGGACCAGUUAACAGAGAUGCAACAAACCUUCUUUUGUAGAGAUGUAAAAACAAGUCUGUUAUAUAAUGGAUCUCAUAUUUUUUUUAAUUAAAAACAAAAUAAAUGAACUCUCCUCCUUGUAAAGGUAAAUUUCCCAUUCUAUCUAUAAAGAUAGAGUUUAAAAAGGGCCUAAGAAGCAUAAAUUAAAAAAUAUAAAUGCUCUGAUGAAAUGAAUGAAACAAUACAGGGUAGAUCCAUUUGAAGAAAAGUUGUUCAAAAUAGUCACCAUCAUUCCUCCUUUUAUUUAAAGUUUGGGUACUGAUUAUAUCCAUGUGGAAAAUGAAAGGUAAGGAAUUUAGGAAAACAUUAGCAUCUGCUCUACUUACAUUAUUGUUUAAGUGUUACACAGUUUUGUUCAGUUAUAAACAUUUGGCCUUUUACUAUGUUAUUUUUAUUUUGUAUGAAUACAUUAUUCUCCUUAUUUAUUUUUGUUACAUUUAUUACUUAUGUUAUUUUGUUAUGCAUUUUCAACUCCCAUUUUUAAAUAAAGUGUUUCUGGAACUUUA
Molecule: messenger RNA, 7526 nt
Organism: Ochotona princeps (American pika)
Lineage: Eukaryota; Metazoa; Chordata; Mammalia; Lagomorpha; Ochotonidae
Gene: CEP170
Product: centrosomal protein 170
Exons: 20
Coding region: 761-5515 (1584 amino acids)
Cellular component (GO): centriole
Molecular function (GO): protein binding
Source: RefSeq, a predicted model, not a curated record